CCAAAAUCCCUAAUUCCUCUUCACUGUCGGUCUGUUUCUUUUUUUCAUUUUUUAUUUUUAUUUUUUGCUGAGCAAUCUUCAGCUCCUUCCCUGUCCCCUCAUUUCCUCUGUGAAUCUUUCACAGAGAUAUUAUUAGAUUAUUAUUAUUAGUUUUGUGUUGCAUUUGUUUUUAUACAAUUUGUAUGGCUAAGGAUAAUCCUCUUCUUGAAGAUCCUUCAACGACCAAUAUACAUAAUGAUACUACAGCACCUCAACCGACUAAAUUGGAUCUUGAUCCAUUAAAGAAAGUGGCUGGUAAAUAUUUGAAGCGUGAGAUCCUUGGUGAAGGUACUUAUGGAGUAGUCUACAAAGCCAUUAAUAAAGAGACAGGACAGACAGUGGCAAUUAAGAAAAUCCGGCUUGGGAAGCAAAAGGAAGGGGUAAACUUUACAGCACUCAGAGAAAUUAAACUACUAAGAGAGCUCAAAGAUCCAAAUAUUAUUGAGUUGAUAGAUGCCUACCCCCACAAGGGGAACUUGCAUCUUGUGUUUGAGUUUAUGGAGACAGACCUUGAGGCUGUCAUACGUGAUAGGAAUUUAUUCCUUUCACCAGCUGAUAUAAAAUCAUACCUUCAGAUGACACUAAAAGGACUUUCUUAUUGCCACAAGAAGUGGGUACUACACAGGGACAUGAAACCCAAUAAUUUGUUGAUAGGACCUAAUGGACAGCUUAAACUUGCAGAUUUUGGUUUAGCACGAUUAUUUGGUAGCCCAGAUCGCAGGUUUACUCACCAGGUCUUUGCUCGAUGGUACAGAGCACCAGAGCUAUUAUUUGGCACCAAGCAAUAUGGUUCUGGUGUGGACGUUUGGGCUGCAGCUUGUAUUUUUGCUGAACUUCUCCUACGUCGACCUUUUCUGCAGGGCUCUAGUGAUAUUGAUCAAUUAGGAAAAGUAUUUGCUGCUUUUGGGACUCCAACAGCUUCUCAGUGGCCUGAUAUGGUUUACCUUCCUGAUUAUGUGGAGUACCAAUAUGUUCCUGCACCCCCUUUACGUUCGUUGUUUCCCAUGGCUAGUGAUGAUGCUAUUGAUCUGAUAGCAAAGAUGUUCACUUAUGAUCCAAAAGCUAGAAUAUCUGUGCUGCAGGCAUUAGAGCACAGGUACUUUUCAUCUGCACCUUUGCCUACAAUUCCAAAUAAGCUCCCUAGACCUGUUCCAAAGCAGGAACAUCUCAAUUCUAGGGUUUCUGAUUUUAAUCCACAUGAGGGUCCUACUGUAUUGUCACCUCCCCGGAAGUCAAGAAGAAUAAUGCCAGAACGUGGAGGUUUUGAAGGUAAUGCAUUCCAGGUUGAUAAAAAUGAUGAUCAUGUUAGUGCAAUCAGACAGGCAGCUGGUGAGAAUACGGGAAGGAAUGGACCAGCCAUGAUGUCAGUGGACUUUUCAAUAUUUGGAACAAAACCCCCAAAUAGACCUACAAUUAACAGCGCGGAUAGAACGCAUCUGAAAAGGAAACUAGACCUUGAGUUUCAACAACCUGAAUGAGAACUUGUGCAUUGAGAUUGAGAAAUGCUGUAAAUGUUCUAUAUUUGCAUGCAAGAGCUUUUUAUAGGCUUGAUUUUAUGCGAGUUAAGAAGGCGGAAGCUAUGUUUAUUGGAGUUCAAGAUGACUGCAAUGCAGAGAGUACAUUUUGUUUUGCGGUCUCAAAGGAGAAUUUUUACCUUGGCACAUAUAAGGGAAAAAAAUUUGCAUUUUUUUAUUUUUUAUUUAUUUUUAUUUACCUGAUAGCUCUUAUUCUUUGUUAAAUUGUUAUUAAGAUUAAUUUGUUGAAGAAUUAGAUUAUUGUCAGAGUAAUGAAGUCAUUGAAGUGGCUACACUUGAUUAUUUUAAUGAUCAAUUAUACUGUGUCUAUUCGCCUAAUACUGAGAAGUAAACUUUAACCCAA
This is a messenger RNA of Ziziphus jujuba (common jujube), 1917 nucleotides long. RefSeq names its product cyclin-dependent kinase D-3. Gene Ontology annotation, biological process: positive regulation of transcription by RNA polymerase II; protein phosphorylation. Gene Ontology annotation, molecular function: ATP binding; cyclin-dependent protein serine/threonine kinase activity; RNA polymerase II CTD heptapeptide repeat kinase activity. The transcript is spliced from 9 exons. The coding region runs from base 183 to 1517 and encodes 444 amino acids. The record is from RefSeq and is a predicted model, not a curated record. Lineage: Eukaryota; Viridiplantae; Streptophyta; Magnoliopsida; Rosales; Rhamnaceae. Gene Ontology annotation, cellular component: nucleus; transcription factor TFIIK complex; transcription factor TFIIH holo complex.